Molecule: messenger RNA, 2312 nt
Organism: Diabrotica virgifera virgifera (western corn rootworm)
Lineage: Eukaryota; Metazoa; Arthropoda; Insecta; Coleoptera; Chrysomelidae
Exons: 6
Coding region: 291-2267 (658 amino acids)
Source: RefSeq, a predicted model, not a curated record
GUGGCGACAUACGUACAUACGAAAGUACAUACGUACGUACAUGCUUCCGACAUGUUUUUUUAUUUGCUUUUUAGACUCAGGGGGACUCAAAACGUCGAAAAAAGUGAAAUCUGAAAAAAUUUUUUUUCACGAUCCUAUAACUUUAUCUAUUAUACUCAUACUACGUAUGUAGUACGAUCAAGUAAAAAUGUAAAAAAAAUAUUCGUGGUAUUUUAUUCCGUUCAGUCACAACAGAAUGUUGGUGACUCUUUUGUUUACUAUUAUCGUUAUCUUAUCUCCUCGGCGCGACGAUGCACAUCUGUGUUUAUGGCUUUCUCAUCACAACUGCUUUUCUUUAUUUAUCGUUGGUAGCUACAAAGAUAUUCAGAAAACAACAAGAAAAACCGACAGACUCCAUUCGCGAAGAACUCAAAAAGCUGCAAAUUGCUAUUGCCAACCUAAGACCAAAAGAGGAUGCCCCUAAAGUUAAAGAACAUCCCAAAAUUGAACCCGAAGCCAAAGAACUACCCGAUGAGGUUAAACUUGACCACGAAGCAGUUUUGCAGUUAUCAACUCAUCAGCUUAGGCAGCUAAGAAACAAAAUAGAUGAAAUUCUUCGGAUUCAGGAGGGAUCUGCUAAGCAUUCUGACAUUCCUCAGAUCAGCUCAAAAGCACUACUUACACCAAUAAUAGAUACAAAGAAGGCCCAUAUCAAAGAAGAUCCAUAUCCGUCAUGGUACAAAGGAUAUAAAUCGGAACCAUGCCCACCAAUUUUCGAUUCUCCGGAGCAUUCGCCAUUUUCGUCACCACUAUCAUCUCGACCUAAUGAAUUGAAACACAUGGGAGAUAAUGACAUUCCUCCAAAUUUCUCUAGCGAUGGACCUUCUUCGUUUCUGGACAGAUCACCAAUAAACAAGGAUAUUAGGAGUCCAUAUUUUCAAAAUGAUAGAUCUGUUGCAGAAUUUAAUUAUGGACCAGAAGGUCCAGAUAGAUAUAUUCCUCAGCAACCAGAUUACUAUCUCCCGCCAGUCAAUUAUAAUGGUAUGGAUGUUCCUCCUUAUAAUGUUCCUCCUUAUAAUGUUCCUCCUUAUAAUGAGAUGUACUACGGACAAUCAGGAAUCAACCGGCUCGAACAAGAAAUACAGGAAUUAAAAGCUCUUAUUAGUUCGGCAAACAAAGACAAGACACCAAAACCAGCCUAUUCUCCGGAAAUACAAUCUCAUCCCAAAAGGUACAAACGAUCGUUAGAUGAACCAGGACCAGUUAGACAAGACGGAUCACCUGAUGUAUCAAGUAGGUCCUCUGAUGUGCAACUAUUUGAUGAUGUAACCUCCAAGUUAAGAGAAUACUUUCUAGAAGAAGACAGCAAAGGAAGAACUGCUGCGGACACAAGACAAACAGGAUUUAACGAGAUUACAGACAGACUGAACCAUCUCAAAUCCCAGUUAGAAGACGCUGUGCAUCGACCAAAUGAAGCAUAUUAUCAAGAACCAUCCUAUCGUUAUCCAACACUCCCCAAAAAGAUAUACGCACCAAUAUUCCCAGUAAUUAAAAAAGACGAUAUUCUCUCUAAUAUUAUAGUUAAAAUUAUAGAGAAAGGAUUAGCAAUUUUACCUCAAAUUUUAGGCAAACUCUUUGGUAUGGGUGUUUACACAUUAUUCGAUAGUGUUGACAAUUAUAAGUAUGACAAUUCGUAUGGAACGUCAUACGAUAGUAAUUACAAAAAAGGCUAUAGCUAUGAUCACAAAAAGGGUUACGGAAGUAAAUACAACCAAGGUUAUGGAGUUUCAUAUAAUACAGACAACGAUCUCAUGGCAAUAUUUUAUAAAUUAGGGGUUUUCGGGUAUAUUCCUAUAAUAUGUUUAAAUAUUAUUAAAGUAAUAACAGUGAUUUGUAAACUUAUAAGAAAAAACAAAAUAUUCACUAACUUUAUAGUACCUACUAUGAUUUUGCUCUUAGUAGCAGGAUCUAUUAUAUUCUUGACGUGGUGGCUACAGCCAGAUAAGGAGUUGUUUGAGGAAAAAUUGAUUGGAUUGGAUCAUUCAAGAAGUCGUACGGUCGACCCAAGCUCCCAAUACAAUUAUAAUUAUUAUGGAACACCUAAAAGUUCUACCACUGGUUACUAUAACAAUUAUAAUCAACGCAUUCCCUAUCCUUUAACAUAUUACAGGAAUCCUUAUAAUUAUUAUAACUAUGGAGGUACUAAUAGGGGAGCAAAUACUCCAAGUAGAAGCUUGCCAAUGGUAUAUUUUAGAAGUUAUUUUGAGGAUGGUUCAAGAAAAGUUUAAAUAAGUUUGUAUUAUAUAUUUGUAAAUAUAGGAUAACUAAAAUAA